UUCUAGCUUCUCUAGGCAACCUGUUCAGUGUUUCAUCACCCUCACAGUACAAAGUUUCUUCCUAAUGUCUAAUCUAAAGCUAUUUUCCUUAAAGCCAUUUCCCCUUCACCUAUCACUGUAUGCCCUUGAACACAGUUCCUCUCUAGCUCUCUUGUAAGGCCCCCUUUAAGUUCUGGAAGGUGUUCUAGGUCUCCCUGGAGCCAUCUCUUCCCCAGCCUGAACACCCCCAACUCCCCCAUCCUGGUACUCCACUCCUCUGAUCAUCUCCAUGGCUCUCCGCUGGACUCCUUCUGACAGGUCCACGUCCUUAUUUUUUGGGGGCUCCCGAGCUGGAUGCAGGACUCCAGGUGGGGUCUCAGGAGAACAGAGUGGAAGGGGAGAAUCCCCCCCAUUGACCUGCAGGCCACAUUGCUUUGGGUGCAGCCCAUGGUUUGGUUGUCUUUCUGGGCUGCAGCUGCACAUUGCUGGGUCAUGUUGAGCUUCUCGUUCACCAGCACCCCCAAGUCCUUCUCCUCAGGGCUGCUCUCAAUCCGUUCUUGGCCCAGCCUGUAUUUUUACCUGGGAUUGCUUUGACCCAGGUGCAGAACUCUGCAUCUUGCCCUGUUCAACUUCAUGUUCAGGCUCUCAAACCUGUCUAGGUGCCACUGGCUGGCAUCCCUUCCCUCUGGUGUGUUGAUUGCACCACACAGCUUGGUGUCAUCAGUGAACUUGCUGAGGAUGUGCUUUUUGCCACUGUCCUUGUCGCUGACAAAGGUGUUAAACGGUGCCUAUCCCAGAACUGACAACUGCUCUCCACUUGGAUAAGGAGCCAUUCACUACAACUCCUUGAGUGUGAUCACCUUUAAGAAAGCAUCCUGUGGCUUGUCUGUUCCUCUCUUGUGAAUUCCCUUAGAAAUUUGUUUGUGAAUUUCACCACAUUUGACCGAGGAAGGAAUGGUCUAAAAGGUCAAGUGGUCUAAAUGGUCAAAGUUUCUCUGAGAUUUGUGAAAAUAUUUUUAGAGCCCAUGCUGAAGGAAUGGCUCUAUGUGGGUGUUAUCACUUCUCACAUGAGUGAAAUUCAGAAGGGAGAGCAAUGCUAAGUUAGUUUUUGGGUUUGAAAACAUAUUUGUCAAUUCAGUCCAAAGGCCUUUUCUGCAAAAAGAGUUUGAUAGCUUACUCAUACUUGUGUCAUUCAAGUGAUACAUUCUUGGGCUGUUUUUCUCCAGUAGGGGUGCAUUUACUAGGGCAUCUGUUGAAUGCAGGAAUACUGCCAGUGGAAGGAAACAACGGUGUGUUUCGACUGGCAGGAGCAGCACGAGGGGGCCUGAGAUUCUUGGAGUACUGCUUUGCUAUUAAAUCAGCUGUGGUUUUUGGAGUGUUAACAGCUUGAGUAAAGCCUUGCUAUAGAAUUAGAGACAAAGCAGUGGUGAUUUUACAUUUGCCAUGUGUUGGUGGGUGCAACUCAAAAGAUGAUUGCAGGACUGCUUCAGUUCCUUCAUCAUGCAGCACAUGUCACAACCAGACACGGUGAGAAAUUGCUAGUCCAGGGCUGACUCUUCAGUUUUGACCGAGUCCUUGGGCGUGAAGACUCAUGGACAUUGCUGAGAUUGACACUUGAACCUUGGAGAGAAGAGCCUUUCUGGUGGUCCUGCUCCGCUCCACCUGACCCUAUGAAAGGAGGGUUCACCAUAGCUCUGUCGUUUGCGCUCCAGUUCCACAAGAUGGGCUCGUUCAGGAGGCCUCGACCUCGCUUCAUGAGCUCCCCUGUCCUCAGUGAUCUGCCUCGGUUCCAGGCAGCCCGGCAGGCCAUGCAGCUCAGCUCCAACUCUGCCUGGAACAGCGUACAAACAGCAGUGAUAAAUGUGUUCAAAGGGGGAGGCUUGCAGAACAAUGAACUUUACACCCUCAAUGAAAACAUCAGACGGCUGCUGAAGAGUGAACUUGGAUCCUUCAUCACAGAUUACUUUCAGAACCAGCUCCUUGCGAAAGGCUUGCUGUUUAUGGAGGAGAAGGUCAAGCUGUGUGAAGGUGAGGAUCGCAUUGAUGUCCUGUCUGAAAUCUGGGAUCACUAUUUUACAGAGACUCUUCCUACACUCCAGGCAAUAUUCUACCCAGUCCAGGGUCAGGAGUUGACUAUCCGUCAGAUUGCUCUUCUUGGCUUCAGAGACUUGGUCUUGCUCAAAGUAAAGUUGGAAGAAAUCCUUCCCCUGGUCCAGACGAAGGUUCCAGCUUCCAUUGUCCAGAUGCUGUUAAUUCUGCAGAGUGUCCAUGAGCCUACUGGCCCCACUGAGGGCUAUCUACAGCUGGAAGAACUGGUCAAGCAGGUGGUAUCACCAUUCUUAGGUUUGUGUGAGGAUCACAGCUCCUCUGGUAGCACCUGCUUGCUUGAGAGACGGUACUCCAGAUCCUGCCCGAAGGCGCUGACCCCGCUGACGGAGCAGGAGGGCGAGGCUUACCUGGAGAAAUGCGGGAGCAUCCGUCGGCACACGGUGGCCAACGCUCACUCGGACAUCCAGCUCCUGGCCAUGGCCUCCAUGAUGCACACGGGAAUGGUGGUGGAGGAACCGGACACUGCAGACAAAUGCCUGCUGCUGCAGCCCAGCUGCUUCGGCCACAGGCAGUGCUCCAGCGAGCCCAGCAUCGCCGACGGCCCCGAGGGAGCUGUGGCUGCAGCCAGUAGGCAGGACCCUGCCGAGCUGAACUGCACCUCUGUCAGCUAGGAGGAGGCUGGCUGAGGAGUGGAGAACUGCACGCACUAAGCUGGACAAAGUGGUCUGUCAUCCCUGCUGGGAAAAAAAGAGAAAAAUGGGAAUUUUGCUCAUGUCAUUGAAAUGGGCUUGAGGGUUUGUGUGGCUGAGAAUGUACCUAGAUAGGUUCUUUUACCAGUCUGGGAUCAUUGUUGGUACCAGGCUGCUCCCAAAUGACCACUGAGGGCUGCAACUUUUUGCUGUUGAACAGCACAGUCUACCUUCUGUAAGCUUUCUCCCUCUACUAGUAUAAACUUUUUGGUGUCAGGUUUCCUUCUUUUUCUUUGGUAUGAUACAAAUGGAGUUCUUUCUGCUUUUCUCCAUCUUUCCCAAUUGUGCUGCUUCUUUGUUCUUUGUCCCUGCAGUGGAGGCCUCUCUGCUCAGUGUUCUCUUUGCUUCUAGUGCUUCAUGAUGAAUGGUGAGCACUUCAUUUCUAUUUUAAAGCUGAACUCAGGGAUGAAGCCGUUUGCAUCCUGCAGAAAGAUCUGCUGAGGUAGCUUGUGAGAGGAGAAGAUCCUUCAUUUUGUUUCCCAUGGGCAUGGGUGAAAAGUCCAAAUCAGAAUUGAUCAGACUUACUUUUCCCCCAGGCCCAAAGAGAACUGAGUAUAUGUGGAGUCUGAGCUGGGUACUUCAUAUGUACUUUAUUUGGUUCCAGUCACAUCUUGGGAGUUCUGUUAUAAAUUGGGUGCAGAGGAUGGCUGGGGUGUGUAAAUUGGGUGCAAAAUAUACUGAGCGUCCUGGCAUUUGGCAUCCAUUUGGUCUCAAAAUUGCAGUGGUGAUAGGGCUAUGAUGAAAGAGAAAAUCAAAUGGGUAGAAGAUGUAAAGGUGCUUCUCAGCACUGGGCCAUCAUGACUCCAGAUCAGGAGGUGAUGAUCAGUAUUUCAUCCUGGGCCUACCCUGGUACUUUUAGCACUUGUGGAUUUCAUGAGACCGAGGAUAGUCAGCGAGGUUUGGAAAGGAGUCCUGGCUCAGUGUAUUUAUGAAGUGCUCCUGACCUCCAGUGGUAUCUGAUUCAGUGCAGUAUUGCUUUAAAGAUAAAGUGAAGGCUCUUUGCAGUCUUUGGUUUUGUUUUUAUUGUGAAGAUUAGAAGUGGGUCCAGUUUGCAGGUGUCUGUGUGAGGCACUGCAGCCUGCAGUGUCCGCUUUGUAGCAUCACUUGGUACUCCAGUGCUGCUUCUGUGGGGACAGAGCCAAUCUGUUUGAGCUGUCCCUGGGAUACUCUGCUGUUGUCUUGCUAAGCUGAUUUGCAAGUGUUAUUAUAGGCUUAGAGGUGAACUGCAGUGCUGCCUUAAAUGUCAAAUCCCAUUAUGAGUAUGGACACAACACGACUACCACUUGAAUCUACUCCAAGUGGUACUUGGUAAAUAAGUGUGUCUUGACAAGAAAACAGAAGGUUAGGAUGUGCCUUUGGGAUGUUUUUUUGUAUGCUGUGACAUUAAGUGCAGGAUUUUCCCUGCUUCUGUUAGGCAUUAAACAUCUUCUGCUCCACUGGCUGCACUGGAGCACAGCUCUGACCUGCCAGGAUUUGGCAUUAGUAGCACAUGCAGUAAAAGGACAGCUGGUUAUUAUAUGGCAACAAAGCAUCAGAAGUACCAGCUACGAGCACAAGCCAUGCUGCCUUGAUAAAUGAGGGUGUUGCUUUGUCUGCUGUGCUUUGCAAUGUUGAGACAGAUACUUGGAAGAGUCUCCUUUUCCCUUCUGUCACCAGAGCUCUUGGCCUUUGGGGAAAGGCUGAGGGUUUGGAUCAACAGCUGUGCUUUCCAUGUCAGGAGAAGGGGUUCAGUGGUGCUGGCUGCAUCCUCCCCUUCAGAGCACCCACAGUCCAGCAGAGGCCAGGAAGAUGUGCCUUUAAGCAGCAUUCCCUUCAGGUUGAUUAUAGGAUAAAUUGCUCUCCUGUUCAUAAAUUGGACUCACCAGGUCAACUUACUGCCAUCUGCCCCAGGGCAGCCGUGGAUUGUAGUGGAGCUUCGGAAUCUCUGCAGUGGCAGCCACGCCAUGCUGCUCUCACCUUGGUACAGUCCCUCCACCGUGGGGCAGAUGAUGAUGUCCUGCUCACAGUUAAUUUCUUCAGGCCUUGCUGUGACUUAGUCUUCUCUUAGUCACACUGAGGUGUGUGGGAAAGUGGUCACCCUGCAGCAUUUCAGUUCACUCUUAUGAAUGCUUUUCUUCCUUCUGUUUCUCCUGUAACCCAUUUGCCUUCUGUAAAUACCCAAACCAUUUCGAUUAGAGAGCAGCACCCUCUUUUGUGGCGAAAACUAGAACAAUGUAUUUAUUUCCUGACAUAUUCUUGGAUCAUCUCUAGGGCUAAUAGGAAUUAGUCCUGGUUUUAACUUGAAUUCCUUUUGUUUUACACAUAUGUAUGAUUUUAAUUAUUUUGGUUUUGUAUCUGUUACUUUGCAAAAAUUUGCACCAAGCCCUCUGAAUCAUGCACUUGCCCCAUUGUUUUGUUUUUACGGAGAAUUAAAGCUGGUGGCUUUACUUUGUGAACUGAAGUAAACACAGCCUGUUCUGUAAACCA
Messenger RNA from Motacilla alba alba, 5243 nucleotides. It is a transcript of the gene PRR5L, whose product is annotated as proline rich 5 like. Gene Ontology annotation, biological process: TORC2 signaling. Gene Ontology annotation, cellular component: TORC2 complex. The record is from RefSeq and is a predicted model, not a curated record. The transcript has 9 exons. NCBI's taxonomy places the organism in Eukaryota, Metazoa, Chordata, Aves, Passeriformes, Motacillidae. The coding region runs from base 1650 to 2699 and encodes 349 amino acids.